Messenger RNA from Pogona vitticeps (central bearded dragon), 2315 nucleotides. NCBI's taxonomy places the organism in Eukaryota, Metazoa, Chordata, Lepidosauria, Squamata, Agamidae. The record is from RefSeq and is a predicted model, not a curated record.
UCGUCAGCUGCCCCUAUUGCUACCCUUCAAUUGGUCGCGCGUCCCCAAAAUGGCAGCUCCCGUUGCAUGCCCUGCUUCGGAAGAUAGAUAAGCACACCGAGUUGUCGGGUUAUCGUUUAUGCAUCUAGCUGGGUCUCAUUUGACUGAAAAUUUCGUGUCACUGGGCUUACUCUUGGAGUGUAUGAUUAUGACAAGUGAAAGACUGUCAGGGGUGGAACUUCUUUCAAGCUUUUCCCACAUGUGAGGAAAGAGAUGGUUUCAUCUGGAAAUGAUUGUAAUUUGGCUCAUCUGAAGACAUUAAAAACUGACCUACAGUUAAAACAGUUAACUGAAACCAUCGAAUCUACCAGUAACUUCUUUUCAUGCCUUAUUUCAUAUUUGUCAGUUUCGAUAGCACUUUUGAUACACCUUUAUACACCAUACAUUUGUUACUAAGUUGCUCCUUCAAGAUUUUCUGCUGGCAGUUUUUUCAACAACAUGCAAUUCUUUCACCAAACAAGCAGUUGCUUUUUACAGACUUUAGUGAAAAAAUACCGUGUCUUCUCUCCUAUGCCAAGGUUUCAAGAAUUGCCUAUUAACUUCGGACGUGCCAUUUUCGCCACCUCAUAUCGCAGUGCAGAACGGGAGGAUUCUAAGGUACAUGAGCCAGGAUCGUCCACGUGGUACUCUAGAAAAAGAGAUGAAAACAAAAGGAAGGAACGAACUAGAAAAGAUGGCUUUUUGCCACAAGCUUACAAUAUGUUUGCUGCUGGUGCAGCAAAAAAGAGAUCUGUAAUCUCUGGAGAGGAAGAACAACCAGUUAUUUCUACAAAGAAAGAGGUUCAUUUUCCUCCCCCAGAAAACCCCCUCAGUCUUGAGGAGUGGGAAGAGCUGAAAGGAAAAUAUGAUGGAUAUCAAAUAUUUGAAGUAUUUAUGUUGCUGCAGAUGAUUGAUUACAAUAGAUCCAUAGAUGUGGCUAAGUCUCUAUUAGCUGCAGUGGCUAAACGAGAUGGAGAUAUUCAUUAUAAAAUUUUGCUGCAAUACUUACACCUGUGUGUUUCUCAACAGCAAACGAAAGAGAUUUAUGAUAUGUUUGACAUUAUGAGAAUGAAAUUUAAGACUUUAGAAAAAUCAGCAUCUACUCUCCUUAUCAAAGGCCUUAGUAAUUCACCACAUUGGAGAGAUGCCUUGACAGUCCUACAGCAGAUUAAAAAACAAAAAGUUAUGACCCCUACAAGUAGGAAUUAUAGAGACUGCAUCAAGGCAGCCAUUAUGAACCAGGAAAUAAAUCUUGCAUGGAAGUUAUUUCAUGAGUUGCUAGCUGAAGGCUUGACGCCAACCAUGGAUACCCUACAGCUUUUCUUUGACACUGGCAAGAGUGUACAAAAUGAUCAUUGGACAAACGAACUUAUUUACAUCCUCAGAUAUUUAAGAGAUAAUCAAAUAUACCCUGGAGAAGAUCUUGUGCACAGCAUAAAGCAGUGGUUUGAAAGUGACCCAGGAGAGAAGUGGCAAGGAAAUAUAACUACCAUAAAAAAGAGUGGACAGUGUUUAUCUUGCAAUCAGACCUUAGAAAGUCUUCAGCUCACCCCAGAAGAAUACAACAUUCUCAAGGAAAAAAUAAUGAAGGAUGUGAUAGAAGGGGCUGAUACAUUUCGAAAAACUACUCCUGAAGAACUUGAACAAUUUCGGAAAUUUGUGGAUAGGCAUUCCCCUUUUGAUAUUGUGAUCGAUGGUCUUAACGUUGCCAAAACAUCUGUGAGGUUCAAUUCAUCUGAAAUACUGCUGGAAGUUGUCGACUGCUUGGCACAGCAGAAUUUGCGGUUGCUUGUGCUGGGGCGCAAACACAUGCUGUCGGGAACUUCUCAAUGGAAAAAAAAGAAUAUGGCUGCUAUGUCAAGAAAAGCAACCUUCUUCUUUACUGAAAAUGAGUCUGAGGAUGAUCCAUUCCUAAUCUAUGCUGCUCUACACUCUGGUAGACACUGCAAGUUUAUUACCAGAGAUCUGUUACGUGACCACAAGGCUUGUGUCUCUGAUUCCCUUAUUCAGCACCUGUUUUUUAAAUGGCAGCGUAGCCAUCAGAUGGUCCUUUCUGUAUACGUACCAAAAGAGAUUGUGCGCUUUGAGCCUGUAAUGACAUAUGAUACAAUUGUGCAGACUACAGGUGACUCGUGGCAUAUUCCCUAUGAUGAGAGACUGGAAGAAAGAACUUCUUAUGAAGUACCAACAAAAUGGCUUUGUCUUCGUAAAAAAUAAAAGAUGUAUCUUUUUCAGACUGAAUAUACCUGUAUUGUUUUUUUAAAAAAAAUCUCUAAUAAAGUAGAUUCUAGAUUAGG